Molecule: messenger RNA, 3953 nt
Organism: Xyrichtys novacula (pearly razorfish)
Lineage: Eukaryota; Metazoa; Chordata; Actinopteri; Labriformes; Labridae
Source: the annotation of a GenBank genome assembly
CUGACUGAGUGACAUCACUCAGGUAACUAAACAGCCGUUUGAAGAGUAAGGUAUGGCUGUGAGAAAGACAAACGACUGAGAGACUGACGGGGAAGCCACACCCGCGAUCAAAUCUGCAUGUUGUAGCUUCAAACUUCUACAGUCAUGACUUUGAGGAGAUCCCGGUUUCUGCUGGUUCUCCUUUGGUUCUGCGUACAGACGAGUUUGUGUCAGCAAGGUGAGCUUUGUUUAGUUUCCAACUGUUGUGUUUUUAGUGUACUCAAUUUAUCGCGGUGGAAAAGAUGUAAACUAGCUAUCUUACAUAUAGAACGUGCUUUUGUUCUUCACGAAUAUUGACUCAAUUUUUUUGAAAGUGUGUUCAUAAUAUUUCACCGUUUUUUAACCAUACGCUGCCAGAGUUGUUUUGAAGAUCUCAGAGCUUCAUGUAAAGUAGGUAAUUGCAGGCUUAUGAGGAUGAGUCAUGCUCAAGGGCCCGCUGACUCAAAUAUGGGUCAGAUUGCCACAGAUAAAUGACGCUUUAGUUUGCAUUUUAAUCACAGCUUCAUUGUCAUACGUUGAAAAAGGGUUUCACAAAUCUGAAACUGUAUUUUAAAGACUCUGGACUCUCUAAAAUAACUUAGUCCAGGUCUUAAAACUAGCAAGGAGUCAUGGGUCUGGAUGAGGACCUGGCCUAAGGUGGUCAAAUAAGGUUUUAGAAUCCAGCCUGUCUAAAAUAAUCAAGUCUGGAUCUGAAAGCCCUUAAUAAUGGGGUCCUGCAUUGUCAUGUGGCCCCAGUUUUUUUAUAUUUAGUGGGCCAAGCUUUGGUAAAGUGAAGCUAAAUCUUAAAGUGCACCUCAAAGAAAUGCAGCAUGCUAGACUACAGCAACAUGACAAAAGUAGUUUAGCUACAUCAAAACUGUUUUUAAUCCGUGUAUUUAUUCAAUAUGUAGGCUAGUUGACUCAAUGUUACGAUUAUCUUGUCCAAUUUAUUUUUUCAAAUUGUAGUCUAUUUUUAUUUAGUCGGCUCACAUUCAAAUUUCUUCAGUUUUUUUUUUAAAGCCAAACAGGUCUUUGUUUAUUUUAGUUUAAGGUGGAAACUUGUUUGCUUCUACUCAUACAUCUGCUCAUCUUCUUCUGUUUCUCUCUCCUACUCAGAGGAUACCAGAGGUUUCACUGGUACAGAAACUAACGAUGGCGUCUGGGUCAGCUCACAUGUCCAACAAGUCCUGAGCAGCCGCCUCACGACCGUCUUCCUCCCGAUCAUCUACAUCAUCGUGUUCGUUGUGGGUCUUCCCACAAACGCCUUGGCGAUAUGGGUGUUCCUCUUCAGGACCAAGAAGAAGCACCCGUCUUCCAUCUACAUGGCGAAUUUAGCCCUGGCUGACCUGCUUUUUGUUAUCUGGGUCCCUUUAAAAAUAGCUUAUCACUUUAAUGGGAAUGACUGGAUCUAUGGUCAGGGGCUCUGUAAGGUGCUGGUGGCGUUCUUCUACGGCAAUAUGUACUGCUCUAUCGCCUUCAUCGCCUGUAUCAGCGUGCAGCGCUACUGGGCUGUGGUCAGCCCGCUGUCCCACCGACAGAGGGAUAACUGCACAGCUGUAGCUGUCUCCGUGACGAUCUGGGCGUUGGUCUGGUUCAUCACGAUCCCCCUCUACCUGUACGACCAAGAGGUCAAAGUCACAAACAUGAAAAUCCACACCUGCCACGACAUCACAAAGCCAAGUCAGAAGAAAACAGCAGCUGGCUACUUCCUGACGAUGGGAACUCUGGGAUUCGUUGUCCCAACUGUUGUGUGCAUCAUCUCCUACGUCCUCAUGCUGAAAGCACUCAGAAGCAGCAUGUCGGACCCCACCAUUGCCAAAAGACGGAGGAAGGCGGUGGUGUUGAUUGUGACGGUACUGGUGAUGUUUCUGGUGUGCUUCACUCCCAGUAAUAUCAUGCUGCUUGUGCACUACAUCCUCCUGCUGGGUGAAGCCAAAAACAACCUUUACGGCUUUUACAUCACCACCCUGUGCCUGGCCAGUCUCAACAGCUGCUUUGACCCUUUUAUUUACUACUUCAUCUCUGAGGACUUCAGGGAGCAUGUGAAGAACACCUUCCUGUGCAGGAGUGAGAGGACUGUGGAGAGGAUGAGGGUCUCGUUCAGCGCUCUGAAGUACUCUCGGAAGACCAACACGUACUCCUCAUCAGGGAACACUCAGAGCACUGACUGUUAGUGGAUUUUAAAGGGUGAUUCUAAUGUUUUUUCAAAACCUGGGCACACUUCUAGACUUAUUUUUGGAUCAGAUAUACCCACGGGUAUCUGACAGGCUCAGAUUGUCAUUUCAAGUGUUUGACAUAAUUACCAAAAUAAUACUUCAGUAAUUUUUUUAAAACCGGAAACAACCUUCAUAUCACUUUUUUCAAAGAUACCAGACUCCACUGACAAAAACAGUAAUUCAAGCUCACAGAGUACUGGAGCUUCUUCCCUGGAUCAUUAAAGUUUCACUGGGGCCAAAUAUGCUCAAUCAAAGCUCUAAAAAUUAUGUUUAUGCACCCAACAGGUUUGGUUUAUUAUUUUGAGUGUUUGACAAAAUUCCUGAAAGCAUCCCUUAUGGGAAAGAUUUUUAUGUUUUGGAGUAAAGUCCUUUUGUUCAAGCCAGAAACAGCAACUAGAUCACUUCUUUUGGAUUUACCAAACCUUAUUAAAAAAAGCAGUUAUUUUACUUUGUAGAGUACAGGAACAUCUUAUGUGCGAACACCUCAAUUAGUUACUCAUAUAUGUAGCUGUGCCUCCAAUGUUUAUUUUGUUCAAGCCAAACUAACCACUUAAAGUGCAAGCAAAUGACUUAAUAGAAGCAGCAGUUGAAAUGUAAUUUCUUUGACAUGUGCUCUAAAAUGUGUAGUUUUCUUAAUGGAAUUUGGUGGCUUUGAUGGCUGCUAUGUAUUGGUCAUUAAGACCCCGAAAUAUAAAGUUGAAAGACAUCAGUGAAGACAGCUGAGCUGAGAUGAGAGCAGAGUACAUAAGUAGACGUGGGAAGUUGCGCAAGAAGAUUGCUUUAGUCAGCAGCUGUAACACCUAUGGUCUAAUCCCUGUGGGCAAAACAUGUGACUGAAGGAUGUCCAUUGAGAGAGUGAGUUUUUUUCCACUGACACUCUCAGUUUGUUAUCUGAGGUGUCCUCUAACAUCAUUCAUGCAAACCUCUUUUACUAAAAAAGCUGCCAAACUCUGUUUCCAAAAACAGUCAUUUAACCUCGCAACAUACAGAAGAUGCUGAUCUUCCGCUCCUUGAGUGUCUUUUUUUCUUUCUUAGUUGUUGCAGGUGAAAAAGAAACUUACAUUUGAUUUGGGAAAAAAAAAAACUGUUUUAAACACUCCAGUCACAUAAUAACACAUUCAAAAUAACAGCAGAGAUGCUGUAGAGCAGCAAGUACUGUGAAAUGGGAAGUAAAAAUCUCUGUUUUUUCAAUGUGGUUUGGUGCAAGAAAUCUUAGCACUGAAACAUGUUUCUAGUUAAAAAGAAACAUCAUCCAUCUGGAUAUAAAGGUCUGUCUCUUUUUAUAUAAAGAAAAAAAGGUCUAAAAGCUUGAGAAAAGAGCACUGUAGGGGUCACUCUGGCAAUAAGGUGGAGCACCUUCAAAACUUUUUGAACCUCUUUAAUGCAGACUAAAAAUAUGCAAAAAUAGAGCCCAGGUUUAAAAAGCUACAGUCCCCCUUUAGGCUCGUGAUUCACUCUCCUCAGGUAUAAAAUUAGCUGUGAUGAAAAGGAGCAAAGCCAUCUAUGCUGCAGACCUACAAGCUUCAAGCUGUCUGAGUUACUGUGUUUUUAUGUUUUGUAAAUACAUUUUUAUUCAUUUUAACAUGUUUGAUAAUGAAGCUUUUAUUUAAUGCACUUUGUGGAUGCAGUUUUGUUUGAUUUUGCUGGGAUAAAGUUGAUUACCAUUUUGAACAUUUUAUCUUUUUUAUUCUGAAAUGUUUACUGAAAAUUUUUGUGAGA